Amphiprion ocellaris (clown anemonefish) is the source of this 1911-nucleotide messenger RNA. It is a transcript of the gene gpr137ba, whose product is annotated as G protein-coupled receptor 137Ba. Gene Ontology annotation, cellular component: lysosomal membrane. Gene Ontology annotation, biological process: positive regulation of TORC1 signaling; negative regulation of osteoclast differentiation; regulation of autophagy. Bases 347 to 1504 code for a protein of 385 amino acids. The transcript has 7 exons. The record is from RefSeq and is a predicted model, not a curated record. Lineage: Eukaryota; Metazoa; Chordata; Actinopteri; Pomacentridae.
GGAGGCUGGAGGAGGAGGCUGGAUGAGGCUGGAGGAAGCUGGAGGGGGCCGGUCCUGCCACGGAGCUCCGAGCUGCAGCCCUGAGCAGCUUCCUACCCGCCGCUACUCCUGACAAACGGCUCAUUCUCAGCUCUGAUCAUGUGCUUCGCUCUCCGACUGUCUCCGGCUCUGCUGCAGGAAGCUGGGCUUGUUUUCGCUCCCUGACAGCCCCAUCCGCAGCAGCUUCUUCCUCUUUCUCUGGGUUUCGGCUCUCACUUCUCCUCGGCCGGGGGCUGAGCAGCGACAGACCGGCAGCAGAUCAGCCUCCCUCGCCGCUGCGCUCCCCUCCUCCUCCGGCCAGCAGGUCAUGGAGGCCCUGGUGGAGGAGAAGGAGCCGAUGGAGCAGCCGCCCCUGCCCACCCUGAGCCCGGCCGUGCCCCCCUACGUGACUCUGGGCCUGACGGUGGUGUACACCGUCUUCUACUCCCUCCUCUUCAUCUUCAUCUACGUGCAGCUCUGGCUGGUGCUCCGGUACCGACACAAGCGCUUCAGCUACCAGACGGUAUUCCUGUUCCUGUGCCUGCUGUGGUCGGCGCUGCGCACCGUCCUCUUCUCCUUCUACUUCAGGAACUUUGUGACAGCCAACACUCUGGGGCCCUUCCCCUUCUGGCUGCUCUACUGCUUCCCUGUCUGCCUGCAGUUCUUCACCCUCAGCCUCAUGAACCUGUACUUUGCACAGGUUGUUUUCAAGGCCAAAUCCAAGUAUUCACCAGAACUUCUGAGGUACAGGCUGCCACUGUACCUCCUCUUCCUCUUCAUCAGCCUGGUGUUUUUAGUGGUGAAUUUAGUUUGUGCCCUGCUGGUGAGGAUGUCCGCUGCAGAAGCUCACACCAUCGUCUUAGUGAGAGUCGCAAUCAACGACACACUUUUCGUUUUGUGUGCCAUCUCGCUCUCUUUAUGUCUUUACAAGAUCGCCAAGAUGUCACUGGCCAACAUUUACCUGGAGUCCAAGGGGACAUCGGUGUGCCAGGUGACGGUUAUAGGAGCCAUCGUCAUCCUCCUCUAUGCAUCCAGGGCCUGCUACAAUCUGGUCGUCCUGGGACUGUCAAACAAAAGCAUCAACUCUUUUGACUACGACUGGUACAACGUUUCAGACCAGGCGGAUUUACAGUCAACUCUGGGCGACACUGGCUACAUCGUCUUCGGGGUGAUUUUGUUUGUAUGGGAGCUUCUCCCCACUUCUCUUGUGGUUUUCUUCUUUAGAGUUCGACAGCCGAAUCUAGACAGGAGCGGCUCUGGCCUCCCCGGUCACGUCUUCUCCUCUCGGGCGUAUUUCUUUGACAACCCGCGACGUUAUGACAGCGAUGAUGACCUGGCGUGGAGCGUCAUGCCUCAGAACAUCCAAGCCAGCCUGGCUGCCGACAGCUACGAGUGGGGGAGCCAAAGCAGCGGCAUCAGCGCCUACAUCGGAGGAGACGACAGCUACAACCUCCCUCUUCCUCCAGAGGAGCUCAGCCACUACUGACCGGAGCUCAUCAGUGACUCCUGCUGACCUGUGGCUUCAGUUUUCUUUUGUAUAUUUUUGCACAGUCUCUGUUCCAGACCGAGGCACAUGGGGACGAACGUCUCCCUCCACUUCAUACAUUCAGUUUUCUGUUUUGUGUAGAAAAGAACUAACAGACUUUGGUCAGUAUAUACAGACCCAGUGAUGGGACUAUAGUUUUGCACACUCCUUGUACAAAGUUCUGCUCUUAAACAUUUUUCAUUGUAUAGUUUAUAUUGAAUACGGCUUAAUAUAUUUCCUGACCUUUGUAAUAUGUACUGUAUUACUAUUUUAUGUACUGUCAAUGGUGUUCUUUUUCAUACAGAUUAGUUCAUAUAGAGGAGAUAUUCAUUUAAUUCAUAUUAAAACAAGUUUAAAUGUUCUAAAAA